AGUGACUUUUUUUCUGCCGUACAGAACGGGCUAAACAUUGACAAAUAGUUUCCAGGCAGUAUGGAGGAAAAAGAUGAGAAUACAAAUAAUUUGAAUAUGGAUCUUACAGCUAUCCCCAACUUCCCUUCCAAACUGUACAACAAAGACGUAAAUGUAAAACCCAAAGAUCAUGAAAUGAGUAUGGAGUCGCCUAAAAAGCACGAUGUCCAAAUUGUUGCGCUGGAAAAUCAAUUGAGAAAAGUGGAAACCGAUUUACUGGUUUCCAAGGAAAAGAUGACCUUCUUAGAGGAGAAAAUCAAGGAUAAAGAGGAUAUCAUACAGGCUUUAAAAGCAUCCCUCGAUCUAUAUAAGAACACAGAUCAGCCCACGGCGAACGAAUACAAAGCGGAAAUCAGCAAACAGGCAGCCAUUGUAAAGAUUCAAGAGGAAAAGUUAACAAGGCUGGAGGCGGAAAAAAAAUUCACUAAAGGCAUGCACUAUGCAAAGAAAAAUGAUUGUAAGCUAAAUAUGGCUGAUCUAAAAUUAAAUCGGGAAUCAGAAAUCAAAUCAAGGUCAGAUAUGCUGCAGAGCAAAGUUCCUCUGGAGUAUAAAGGACAGAUCAGCGCUCAAGCAGCCCUCAUAAAGGAUUUGGAAGAGAAAUUAGCAAAACUGGAACUGGAGGACAAAUCAAAGAAGGCUUUUAUUAGGGCAUCGCAAGUGAAAAUUGGUCAGCACGAGAACACCAUCAAGCAGCUAAGACAAUCGAUCGUUGAUCUCAAAUCACUUACCAACCAGAAUAGUGACAGCAAGGCCACCAUCGACGGCCUUGGCCUGAAACUGCAAUCGUGUCAAGCCAAGCUGGAGGAAAAUGAAAAACUUUUGGCUUCAUACAAGGCGCAGCUAAAAGACAGAGAUGACCAAAUAACCCUUCUGGAAUUGGGAAACAAUCUGGAUUCGUUUAAGAUGAAGGAAAAAGAUGACCUCUUGAAAGAACUUCAAAAACGAAUGGCUAAAUUAAAUUAGUAGUAAAAUAAAUAUAUGUACAUUUGUAUGUAUAAAGAUGUAAAUCAUUUUUACUAUAGCAGCAUUAUUAAACUGGUUGCGUACAAAUAUUGCUGGUCGUACUUUAAAUA
Messenger RNA from Drosophila obscura, 1112 nucleotides. Its product is annotated as kinectin. The record is from RefSeq and is a predicted model, not a curated record. The coding region runs from base 61 to 1002 and encodes 313 amino acids. The transcript has 2 exons. NCBI's taxonomy places the organism in Eukaryota, Metazoa, Arthropoda, Insecta, Diptera, Drosophilidae.